This is a messenger RNA of Eremothecium cymbalariae DBVPG#7215, 834 nucleotides long. It is a transcript of the gene MAG1, whose product is annotated as DNA-3-methyladenine glycosylase II. The record is from RefSeq and is a predicted model, not a curated record. Gene Ontology annotation, cellular component: protein-DNA complex; nucleus. The transcript has a single exon. Gene Ontology annotation, molecular function: DNA-7-methylguanine glycosylase activity; DNA-3-methyladenine glycosylase activity; alkylated DNA binding. Gene Ontology annotation, biological process: DNA alkylation repair; base-excision repair, AP site formation; base-excision repair. NCBI's taxonomy places the organism in Eukaryota, Fungi, Ascomycota, Saccharomycetes, Saccharomycetales, Saccharomycetaceae. The coding region runs from base 1 to 834 and encodes 277 amino acids.
AUGAAACGUUCCCGUGAGGACCAGUUGUUGCUUCCAAAAGAUUACUUAUCUAGGCAUACUCCAGAAUUUGGAAAGGCAGUGCGGUUUAUCCUUGACAAGGACCCUUCUUUAGCGGACAUUAUUCUCAAAAGUGAUUUUCCGAUAUACAGUAUUAAUCGAAAGAAGAUCAACACCCUAAAUGAGUGUUUUGUGAACUUGGCUAGUGGUAUACUAUCUCAACAGAUCAGUGGUGUUGCUGCGAAGGCAAUCAAGGCGAGAAUAGUGGAUCUUUUCAAGGGAGAAUUUCCUUCCUAUGAAACGUUGGAAUCUAUAUUUAAAUCCAAGGAAACUGAGGAUAUAAGGAAAUGCGGUGUAUCUGGUCGGAAAUUAGUGUACCUAGAAUCGCUGGUUAAUUAUUUUUGUAAUGAAUCUGAGAAUAUAGAGAGGCUGAUUAAAGAAGGUAACGCUGAAGAGAUUGUUAACGAAUUAGUAAAAAAUGUCAAGGGAAUAGGGCUUUGGAGUGCCAAGAUGUUUUUAGUCACAGCACUGCAACAUCCGAAUGUUUUUACAGCAGAUGAUUUGGGAAUUUCUAGAGGAUGUUCGAAUUAUCUGAAAACCAGACCAGAGGUUCUGAAGAAUAUUAUGACUAAACGCAGGAAAAUCAAGAAAAGUAAAAUCAAGCACAAGAAUCGCAAUUGGACAAUUUAUGAUGAAGAUAUUGUGGAGAUUUGUGCAGAGUCAUUUGAACCUUAUAGAACGGUUUUCAUGCUGAUCCUGUGGAGGCUGUCCAGUACAAACAUGGAAGCUAUGAUUGCCGCUGAAAAGCAGUUUGAUGAUACAAAAUGUGAUAAAUAA